AUGGCCACCUACAACCACUUCAGUCACUACAGCAAUGGAUAUGUGGUGGAGUUUGUGGAAAAUGGCUCGAAACCUUGUUCAAGUUACAUCCUCCUUCCAGCAGAAAAUCUGUGGUCAGAGGGACUGCGGGGAUUUCUUUACAUCCUAGCAAUCGCAUAUAUCUUUCUAGGGGUGGCUAUAGCAUCUGACAUCUUUAUGACUAGUAUAGAAGUUAUCACCAGUAAAAAGAAAAAAGUAGUAUCAUGGGAUGAAGAAAAACAAGUGAAGGUGGAAAGAGAGGUGCUGAUAUGGAAUGAAACCGUUGCCAACUUGACACUUAUGGCACUUGGAAGUAGUGCACCAGAAAUAUUAUUAGCUGUUAUUGAAACAGCAAAGGAUUUAGGAUCGGAAAAUAAUGAAGAUUCUUUAGGAACGUUUACUAUUAUAGGAAGUGCUGCUUUUAAUCUACUCAUCAUUACUAGCAUAUGUAUUGUAAGUGUCCCCUCUCCUAGUGUGAAAAAUAUCCGUGAGUUUGGUGUGUUCGUAUUAACAUCAAUCUGGUCACUUUGGGCCUAUAUAUGGAUGUUACUGGUAGUUCAGUAUAUCACACCUGGGGUCAUAGAUCCUUGGGAGGCAUGGGUCACACUGGGAUACAUGCCCUUAUUUGUCAUUGUGGCAUACUGUCAGGAUAAUGGCUGGUGGUGCAAGAAGAAGAAAAUCACAUCAGAAGAAGACCCAUCUGAUGAGAAUGUCAGGAUCAUGACCCACCAGGCGAGAAAGGGAUCCCUAACGGGUCACGCCAUCCCUGGCAAAGAACUACACGUCCUGGAGGCAGAGAGACAGCAGCGUCUCAGUUUAGUGAGCUUGAGUAGUUUUAGGGGUAAGAAAAGUCCCGAAGGGAGACAUGUCAACGGUGAAGUUUGUAUGACUCCGGAAUCAGACUCCGUCAAGACGUCUACCAAUAUAUCUGUCCAUUUUGACAAUGAAAGGCCUAACCAGACUGUGACCAUUCUUGACCAUUCCACACCAUACCAGGAAACAAAGUUGGACCAACCGAUGACCCUCACCAACAUUGGGUCAGUCCAUAACACUCAAUUAAUCAGCCACAAUGACAAAGGAACAGGUGGAGCAGACCAGGGAUCCAUCUCUGAACGCCUCAAUGUGGAAAAAGGCACCAAGGAACCACAAGCAUUUGCUCGUGCAAGAAAGACAAGCAUGGCUGUUCGAGCUCAAUUCCGUCAUGCCGUGGUUAGUGCUAUGACUGGAAACAAAAAGAUGAGGACUGGCAGUGGAAAAGCUUCAGCCAGAUUUGCAGAAGUUGUCCAAACUGUCCAAAACAUCAACAUUAAGGGCAAGAUGCCAACUGGUGAGCUUUUUGGAAAGUUUACUUUCGCCUCAGACCGUUAUGCAGUCCUGGAGAGCACAGGCACACUUGAUGUAGAUGUUUUGUUCCACAGGAACCUGCCAUCCCAUAUUAUACCACUCCUACAAAGAAAGCGCAGUGAAGCUAUAAUUAAUGCUUUAGGAAAACCUGGCAGCAAACCUCAAAUAGCAAAUGGCGAUGCUGGAGCUGCCAAGGGAGGUAAGGUGGCACCAGCUGGAGAGUCAGAGCAGACAUUUUCAGGGGAUGUGACUGUGGAGUAUGAAACAAGGGAGGGAUCUGCCAAGGCUGGCAAGGACUUCAAAUAUACGCAGGGAUUCCUUACUUUCAAGGAGAAUGAGUUCCAGAAGUCUAUAACCAUCCCCAUCAUUAACGACCAACAGUUUGAAAACGAUGUGGACUUCUACAUCAUUCUGAAGAACCCCAACAACGGCAGUAACAUAGGCGACCCUAGUGUCACGAGAGUGACAAUAGUGGAUGAUGACGAGCCCGGAGAGUUUCUCUUCGAACAACCUCACUGCUAUGCAGAUCUGAAGUCAGGUAAAGUGAGUUGCAGGGUUGUUCGGGAGCAUGGAUUUGAUGGCAAAGUCACAAUGGAGUACUCAACCAUUGACGGGACAGCAUCAGGGGGUAAAGAAAUUGGCUCUAAUGUUGAUUAUGUCCACUCAGAGGGAGUUUUGACCUUCACUCAUGCCGAGACGAGCAAAACUAUUGAUAUCAACAUUAAAAAAGAUGCCAAGGGCUCCAAAAACUUCAUUAUUGCCAUAAAGAAUCCAAGUCUUGGAGCCAAGAUAGGACAAAGGAGUGCCACUGUGUGCCACAUCAAUAAAGAAUCUGUGGAUGACCGAAUUGCAGACGUCAUCAACGCAGAGGCAGAGGAGGAGGAGGAAGAUGUGAGCUGGGGAGCACAGUUCGUCAGUGCCCUCACCAUUGAAGGAUCCACUGAUGACGAUGGAAAUGAAGUGGAACCAUCCAGGGUAGACUACCUGCUACACUUCCUCACCAUUCUGUGGAAGGUGAUUGGCGCAUGUGUCCCUCCCACGAAAUACCUUGGAGCUUGGCCUACAUUCGUCCUGUCACUGAUGUACAUAGGAGCUCUCACAUUUCUGGUAGAGCAGCUUGGACAUCUGAUUGGCUGUGUGAUUGGGUUGAAGACAAGUGUAACUGGCAUCACUAUAAUUGCCCUUGGAACCAGUUUACCCGACACAUUUGCUAGUCGCACAGCAGCAAAACAAGAUGAACAUGCAGACGCAGCCAUAGGCAAUGUGACUGGUAGUAACAGUGUGAAUGUCUUCUUGGGAUUGGGUUUACCCUGGGUUCUCAGUACCUCUUACGGACUGGCCACUGGUACAGAAUACAGGGUGCCAUCUGGUAACCUCACACAGAGUGUCAUAAUCUUCACCAUCCUUGGUUUCCUGUGUAUCGUUGUCCUGAUCCUGAGGAGAAAGUUUGUUGGUGGAGAACUAGGAGGAGCCAACCCAUACAUCAAAUGGGGAUCUAGUAUACUGUUGUUAGUGUUCUGGUUCAUAUACAUACUUCUCUCCAGUCUCAAAGCAUAUGACGUUAUAACCCUAUAG
Ylistrum balloti is the source of this 2937-nucleotide messenger RNA. Its product is annotated as sodium/calcium exchanger 2-like. NCBI's taxonomy places the organism in Eukaryota, Metazoa, Mollusca, Bivalvia, Pectinida, Pectinidae. Gene Ontology annotation, biological process: transmembrane transport; calcium ion transport; cell communication. Gene Ontology annotation, molecular function: calcium:sodium antiporter activity. The transcript is spliced from 22 exons. The record is from RefSeq and is a predicted model, not a curated record. Gene Ontology annotation, cellular component: membrane. Bases 1 to 2937 code for a protein of 978 amino acids.